AUGGGGGUCCCCGUGCCUGUCGAGAACGGCCCCUUGGGCGCUCUGUGGAAGAGGCUGAGCCUCACCGUGUGGCGGUCGGACGGGCCCCAAGGCGGCGGCGGCCGGCGGAGCGUGGACGAGAUGCACCUGCUCCAGCAGAAAAGGAUCUGGGAUUCUCCACUUCUCCUGGCUGCUAAGGAGAACAAUGGCCAGGUCAUCAGGAAAUUGACAAUGGAUGGCUCUUGUGAUCUUUAUCAAAGAGGAGCUGUGGGCGAGACGGCCCUCCACGUGGCUGCCCUCUAUGACAGCACAGAGGCUGCUGAGGUUCUUCUGGAGAUGGCUCCAGAACUCAUCAAUGAGAAGAUGACGUCAGAACUCUAUGAAGGACAAACGGCUCUCCACAUUGCAGCUGUCAAUCAAAAUGUCAAUCUAGUGAAGUGCCUACUCAAGAAAGGGGCUCACAUCUCCACUCCCCGAGCUACAGGAAGCUUCUUCAGGCGUACCGCCGAAAGCCUCUUCUACUUCGGGGAACACAUUUUGUCCUUUGCAGCCUGCAGUGGAAAUGAGGAAAUUGUUCGUCUGUUGAUCGAAAACGGAGCUGAUAUCAGGGCACAAGAUUCUCUAGGUAACACCAUUCUUCACAUCCUGGUCCUUCAACCCAACAGGACAUAUGCAUGGCAGAUGUUCAAUCUGCUACUCUCCUAUGACAAAGAAGAGGGGAGCCUAGAACCUCUAGACUCCGUUCCAAACCACGAAGGCCUAACUCCCUUCAAACUGGCUGGCAUCGAGGGCAACACUGUGAUGUUCCAGAACCUCAUGCAGAAGCGAAAGCAUGUGCUGUGGUCCUUUGGGCCUAUGACCACCAUUCUCUACGACCUCACGGAAAUUGACUCCUGGGGUGAAGAGCAGCCUUUUCUAGAGCUUGUUGUCUCAACCAAGAGAAGAGAGGCCCGUCAAAUCCUAGACAUGACCCCAGUGAAGGAGCUAGUGAGCCUGAAGUGGCGCACGUGUGGGCGACCUUAUUUCUGUUUCCUGGCUUUAUUUUAUGUCCUCUACAUUAUUUGCUUUACGAUGUGCUGCUCUUAUAGACCUCUGAAAAACCGCCCAGAAAACCGAACCGAUGAACGGGACACCAAACUCCUCAUCCAGAAAACACUGGAGGAAUCCUAUGUGACGUAUGACGAUCAGCUCAGACUGGUUGGGGAGAUGAUCACUGUGAUAGGAGCCAUGGCAAUUUUGUUGUUAGAGAUUCCAGAUAUUUUAAGAGUUGGGGCCACCAAGUACUUUGGACAAACCAUUGUAGGAGGACCUUUCCACCUCAUCAUCAUCACAUACGCAUGUUUGAUCCUGGUGAUCAUGGUGAUGCGUCUCACAAGCACAGAUGGAGAGGUGGUCCCCAUGUCCUGUGCCCUGGUGCUUGGCUGGUGCAACAUCAUGUAUUUCGCUCGAGGGUUUCAGAUGCUUGGGCCCUUCACUAUCAUGAUACAGAAGAUGAUAUUUGGAGAUCUUAUACGCUUCUGUGGGCUAAUGGCUGUCGUGAUACUUGGCUUUGCAUCAGCUUUUUACAUCGUGUUCCAGACAGAGGAUCCCACCAGCCUGGGACAGUUUGAAAACUACCCCAUGUCUCUCUUCACCACCUUUGAGCUGUUCCUUACCAUCAUUGACGGACCAGCCAACUAUGAAGUGGACCUGCCGUUCAUGUACAGCGUGGUGUACUUUGCUUUUGCCAUCAUUGCUGCUUUGCUCAUGCUCAACCUGCUCAUUGCCAUGAUGGGCGACACCCACUGGCGAGUGGCCAGCGAACGGGACGAGCUUUGGCGGGCACAGGUCAUUGCCACGACAAUCAUGCUUGAGCGGAAACUCCCACGAUGCUUCUGGCCUCGCUCUGGCAUCUGUGGACGAGAGUAUGGGCUAGGGGACAAGUGGUAUCUAAGGGUUGAAGAGCGUCUGGACUCCAGCAAGCAAAAGAUGCUUCGCUAUGCAGAGGCCUUUAAGAACCAGGACAAGGAGGAUCCCAGCAGGACUUCCAAGAAAUUGGAGCUGGGUGAGCAUUUCCGCUUCAACAAGGAAUCCUCUCCAUCUGUCUCAAGGAGCACAUCCCGGAGUAGUUGUCGUGGUUGGCAAAUUCUACGACACAACACCUUCAGCCACCUUCGUGGGGAAGUGAAUCACGCCUUGGAAGAAGAGGUCUACCAUGUGUGA
Messenger RNA from Elgaria multicarinata webbii, 2181 nucleotides. It is a transcript of the gene TRPV5, whose product is annotated as transient receptor potential cation channel subfamily V member 5. The record is from RefSeq and is a predicted model, not a curated record. Bases 1 to 2181 code for a protein of 726 amino acids. Lineage: Eukaryota; Metazoa; Chordata; Lepidosauria; Squamata; Anguidae. Gene Ontology annotation, biological process: calcium ion import across plasma membrane. Gene Ontology annotation, molecular function: protein binding; calcium channel activity. Gene Ontology annotation, cellular component: plasma membrane. The transcript is spliced from 15 exons.